Chrysemys picta bellii (western painted turtle) is the source of this 1413-nucleotide messenger RNA. NCBI's taxonomy places the organism in Eukaryota, Metazoa, Chordata, Testudines, Emydidae. The record is from RefSeq and is a predicted model, not a curated record.
GCAGAUCCUGAGGAGAAGAAAGACGUUCUGCCUGUUCUGCAGCAUCCCAGAGGGGAACCCAGGUCUGGCAGUUCCCGAUCCCUAGACACUGACAAGGACUGGCCUGGAGUGCCUGCCGCCCUGGACCCUAAGGAGCCAGAAAAGGCCUGGAGGCUACCGGACACUUUGCUCCCUGCUCAUAGGCUCAGGGCAAAACGCCAGCCUGGAAAAGACGCCGAGAGACCAUCUGAUCGACACCAUUAGUGAACUGGGCGAAUCGGACUUGAAGAUGUUUAAAGACAAGCUGAACAAUUUCAAGCCAAAGGAAGGUUAUAACCACAUAAAAUGGAGCCAUCUGGAAAAAGCAGACGCUGUAGCAAUCACUUGCCUGCAUGUCAGUUACUACGAGAAGAAUUACACAGUGGAAGUGGCCGGGAAGGUGCUGGAGGACAUGGACAAAAAGAACCUGACAUGCAAGCUGUCAGAGGCUGCAGGGAAGGGAAUCCUCCUCUUCCUCCUCCUCGUCGGCAGCAGUGACUCCAACGCAGCAGUCAGCCAGCCAGGCAGGAGGGACCCGUAGGUGGUGGCGGGGUCCUUGUUUCUCCCUCCAGAGGCAGAGGGGGGGGGGCAGGCCGGCAAUGGCCCCCCACACCCAGCAGCAGCAGACCAGGAAGGGAGCUCUAGCCAGCAGCAGUCCUCCAGGGAAGAAGGGAGCUUCAGCCAGCAGGACAGCCACAGCAGACUAACCAGUCCCUGUAAUGAGGUGAGUGGGCUCCCUCCGAGCCGGAGAGCGAGGGACCAUUACACCCCCAUAGCGGCAAAACGCCUGACUCCACAAAGGGGCCACAAAAAUGGGGGGACAGAUCAAAACUGUUAAUCUUCCAAGUGAGCCCAGCCCAGUGUCGCAGAAGGGAAGAGGGCAGGACUUCAGCUGGAUGAAGGGUGAAGGUGGCAAAAGUUUGUUUCACUUCCUUCUCGGGACACUUUGCUCUCUGCCCGUAGCCUCGGGGCAAAGAGCCAGCCUGGAAAAGACGCCGAGAGACCAUCUGAUCGACACCAUUAGUGAACUGGGCGAAUCGGACUUGAAGAUGUUUAAAGACAAGCUGAACAAUUUCCAGCCCAAGGAAGGUUAUAACCACAUAAAAUGGAGUCAGCUGGAAAAAGCAGAAGCUGUAGAAAUCACUCACCUGCUGGUCAGUUACUACGAUGACGAUUACGGGGUGGAAGUGGCCGGGAAGGUGCUGGACGCCAUGGACAAGAAGAACCUGGCACGCAAGCUGUCAGAGGCCGCAGGGAAGGGAAUCCUCCUCUUCCUCCUCCUCGACCGCAACAGUGACUCCAACGCAGCAGUCAGCCAGCCAGGCAGGAGGGACCCGUAGGUGGUGGUGGGGUCCUUGUUUCUCCCUCCAGAGGCAGAGGGGGGGCAGGCCGGCA